GCCUGUGCCGCCGCGAGCGCCGCUGGUGUAGUGGUAUCAUGCAAGAUUCCCAUUCUUGCGACCCGGGUUCGAUUCCCGGGCGGCGCAUACGGUAUUUUUGCUUUUCCUCUUCUCAAAAUACUAAUUCUCGGUGACGGUAGAGCUUUGAAAAGGAAGGAAAUCCUGGAGCGAGGGAGCAUCCUCUCCGGGGCAUCGCGAACGAGACCAUCUCAGAGACUGACAAUGCUGUGAAAAUGUGGGCAGGGCCGCGGGCGACCGGGUCGGAAGCUGAGGGGCGUCUGCAAACCAGCAAACCAACGGCUCAAACACGCCUACCGGUCGCUCCCGCGCGCCUCCUGCGGCUGCGGCCCCUUUAACGCGCGGCGCACGUCCUCCUGGGAACGUCGUCCGCGGGCCCGCCUGCCCUGGACUGUGGCUUCCGGCGGCCCCGGGAGGCGCGAUGCUGGUGGCGGCGGCCGCCGAGCGGAACAAGGAGCCCAUCCUGCGCGUGCUGCGGCAGUUUGUGGACCCGGCGCGGCGCGGCGUGCGCGUGCUCGAGGUGGCGUCGGGCUCCGGACAGCAUACCGUCCACUUCGCGCGGGCCUUCCCCCGCGCCGAGUGGCAGCCGUCCGACGUGGACCAGCGCUGCCUGGACAGGGGCUCUUCAGAGCAGCAGGACACCUGCUCAAGCCCAAGGCCGUGCUCAUUACUUAUGGGGAACCCAGAAUGGGGGCUGCGGGACACAGCCCUCCUGGAGGACCUGGGCCAGGCCAAUGGCCUGUUCCUGGAGAGGAUGGUGGACAUGCCCGCCAACAACAAGUGCCUGGUUUUCCGAAAAGAGUAACCGCGCUCCUCCCACACACCUGUGUCCCUCCUUGAGGCCCCUACAAACCUAGACCACCAGGCCUCCCUGGGCUGGGCCAUGGGAACUGGCCUGGUCCAGUCUGGGAGCUCGUGGCUGGUGGCCGCAGGGCUGCUGAGAGCCUGGGAAUAAUAAAGGUUUCUGCUGCCCCA
Molecule: messenger RNA, 993 nt
Organism: Manis pentadactyla (Chinese pangolin)
Lineage: Eukaryota; Metazoa; Chordata; Mammalia; Pholidota; Manidae
Gene: METTL26
Product: methyltransferase like 26
Exons: 4
Coding region: 440-823 (127 amino acids)
Source: RefSeq, a predicted model, not a curated record